UUGCCAAAUACAUAAACCACUCGUAUUGAAAAUGUCUACUGCCGGAGCUACACCUCAAGAAACACUGGUUGCAGCAUGCCGUACUGAUAAUGUGGAUAUGCUUGAAGAAGCUGUUCAUGGACAAGAAGGACAUGAGGUUGAAUUUAUUAAUCAAACGCGUGACUCGUUAGGAAAUGAUUGUUUGCACGUUUGCGCAAAGUACGGAUCAGUCAACUGUUUGGACUGGAUUUUGGACAUCUCUGGAAUUGAAUUAAAUCACCAUUCUCGUAUGACUGGUGAUACACCAUUGCAUGUUUCUGUAAUGUAUUUGAACAAGAAUGAGGAAACGGCUUUGCAAAUGGUCGAAAUGCUGAUGGAAGUCGGUGCUGAUUCUUUAGCUACGAAUAAUGACGGUUUCCGCCCAGUUGAUCUCGUCCCUGGUGAUUAUCGUGAGCGUUUUGGUGCCGCCUUGGAGGGGCCUGCCCCAACUUUGCAAUACAGCGCAGAUGCUGUUGCUGAUGAUGAUGAUGAAGGUGACGAAGGCGAGGGAUCUGAGGGCUCCGAGUAAAUAGGUUAGUUUACUGCUCUCGUAAAAUUAUCCCCCCAGAUAAUGGUCUUCUUCGUCAUGUUAUCUUAGAAUGAACCUUGUCUACGAAUAUUUGAAACUUUAUCUUAGAGACUAAAGUGUCUUUCAUCCCUUGUUGUGGGAACUGUUCUUUUUCACGGAAAUUGGUUUCUUUCAGUUCGUCUGUCGUCUAUCUUUAAAACCAUUUAUCAGCACCACUUCAUAUUAGCUUCAUGGUCGUUCCUGUAGAAGAAAGCUGGCGUGGCUUUGUACACAGUUUAUCAAGAAGGGGACACAUCAAUUUUCUUGUUCUUGUCCUUUCUUUAUUCGAUCUUUUAUGAAUUUCUUGUCUCUUUUAGAUAUCUCCCUUUUGUUAAUGUUUAAAUAAGAUUAUCU
Messenger RNA from Schizosaccharomyces cryophilus OY26, 940 nucleotides. RefSeq lists its product as uncharacterized. Gene Ontology annotation, molecular function: protein binding. The record is from RefSeq and is a predicted model, not a curated record. The coding region runs from base 32 to 547 and encodes 171 amino acids. The transcript has 3 exons. NCBI's taxonomy places the organism in Eukaryota, Fungi, Ascomycota, Schizosaccharomycetes, Schizosaccharomycetales, Schizosaccharomycetaceae.